This is a messenger RNA of Neoarius graeffei (lesser salmon catfish), 4949 nucleotides long. It is a transcript of the gene washc4, whose product is annotated as WASH complex subunit 4. The transcript is spliced from 33 exons. Gene Ontology annotation, cellular component: endosome; WASH complex. Gene Ontology annotation, biological process: endosome organization; endosomal transport. The record is from RefSeq and is a predicted model, not a curated record. Lineage: Eukaryota; Metazoa; Chordata; Actinopteri; Siluriformes; Ariidae. Bases 308 to 3826 code for a protein of 1172 amino acids.
UUUUGAAUGAAGGUAUAACACAACUUUUUUGAAACAGUAUGAAGUAACGGCGCUUCCAUUCACGUGACCUGGUCAUUUCGAUACAGGCGCUGUUUCCUGUAGCCACGCCCACUACUAGCUUGUGCGAGAUUUCCAGUAAUACGGGUAGGGAAAGAAAAAAAAAACCACCAAACCUGACUCUAGGAAACCUCGGAACAGGGAUGUUUACAGUCGUUCACUUUCUCUAAGCAGAUAUCAGGCCACGGAGUUAAUCAGUACUGCUUGUGGUUCACUGUAGGCUAUCUGUCGACUGUAGCUGUUUCUCGGGAUGGCGGUGGAGUCAAUAUCUCCCGACUGGGAGUUUGACCGCUUUGAUGACGGAUCUCAGAAAAUUCACACAGAAGUGCAGCUGAAAAACUAUAACAAGUUCUUGGAGGACUACACAUCUCAACUGAAAGCUAUAGAGGAAGCUGUGGAUGACUCCAUCGGCGAUGUUUGGGAUUUCACUUUAGAUCCAAUCGCAUUGAAGCUCCUCCCUUAUGAACAAUCUUCCCUUUUGGAGCUAAUUAAAACAGAAAAUAAGGUCCUCAAUAAAGUCAUUACAGUCUAUGCAGCACUCUGCAGUGAAGUUAAGAAGCUGAAAUAUGAGGCUGAAACAAAGUUCUACAAUGGCUUGUUGUACUAUGGCGAAGGAGUUUCAGACACCAGUGUGGUGGAGGGAGAGUGUCAGGUUCAAAUGGGACGCUUCAUCUCAUUUUUACAGGAACUGUCUUGCUUUGUGUCUCGGUGCUUUGAGGUUGUGGUUAACCUAGUUCACCAACUGGCUGCACUGUACAACAGCAGCAAAGCUGCCACAAAAAUCAUUGAGUCAAGUGGAGUACAUUUUCAGACUGUGUAUGAACAUCUCGGUGAACUCCUGGUGGUUCUAAUCACUUUGGAUGAGAUCAUGGAGAAUCAUGGCACUUUAAGAGAUCACUGGAAGAUGUACAAAAGAUUACUCAAAUCAGUCCACCACAAUCCAUCUAAAUUUGCUAUUCCUGAAGAGAAGCUGAAGCCUUUUGAGAAACUUUUAUUGAAGCUGGAGGGCCAGCUUCUGGAUAGCAUGAUCUUUCAGGCUUGUGUAGACCAGAGAUUUGAUAAUCCUGGAGAAGGUGUUUCAGUCUCUAAAAACAGUGCCUUUGCUGAGGAAUUUGCUCACAACAUUCGUACUAUCUUUGCCAAUGUGGAGUCAAAACUUGGGGAACCUGCAGAGAUUGACCAAAGAGAUAAAUAUGCUGGGGUCUGUGGCCUCUUUGCCCUGCAUUUUCACAUUUUUCGUACAGUUGACAAGAGACUCUACAAAGCUCUUUUGGAUGUGUGUAAAAAGGUCCCUGCAGUUACACUGACUGCCAACAUAAUCUGGUUUCCUGAUACGUUUUUGGUUAACAAAAUCCCAGCAGCAGCCAAACUGAUGGACAAGAAAAGUCUCCAGGCCAUUCGUUCCAGUAGAGAUACAUUCUUGCAACAAAAGGCACAGACACUAACAAAGGAUGUGCAGUCUUACUAUGUUUUUGUAACCUCCUGGAUGAUGAAGAUGGAAGCUAUCUUAUCUAAAGACCAGAAAACUGAGAAACUCUCAGAAGAUCUGAGCAACAGGUGCAAUGUAUUUGUACAGGGAAUCCUAUAUGCAUACAGCAUCAGUACCAUCAUAAAAACCACCAUGAAUCUCUACAUGACCAUGCAGCGACCCAUGACCAAGACCUCUGUGAAGGCCCUGUGUCGCCUAGUAGAGCUACUGAAAGCAGUAGAACACACAUUCCACCGUCGAUCCCUUGUGGUGGCAGACUCUGUGUCUCAUAUCACUCAGCAGCUGCAGUCACAAGCUCUGGCCUCUAUUUCUACAGCAAAGAAACGAGUGAUCUCUGAUAAGAAGUAUAGUGAGCAGAGGCUGGAUGUGCUGUCGGCCCUGGUGCUUGCUGAAAACACACUGAAUGGCCCGAGCACCAGGGAAAGAAGACUGGUGGUGACUCUAGCGCUCAGUGUGGGCACUCAGAUGAAAACAUUCAAGGAUGAAGAGCUUCUGCCAUUACAACUUGUUCUAAAGAAACUAGACCUCAUUAGUGAAUUAAAAGAGAGGGUCAGAAUGCAGUGUGAUUGCAGCUUUCUGUACUGGCACCGUGCAGUGUUUCCCAUUUACCUGGAUGAUGUUUAUGAUAACGCUGUGGAUGCAGCUAGAAUACAUUAUGUGUUUAGUGCUCUCAGAGACUGUGUGCCCACCAUGUUGUAUGCCAAACACAUGGAGUCCUGUGAGCAGCUACUGGAGUGCUAUGAUAAUGAAAUCAUGGAGGUCUUCAAUGAGCAUUUGUUGGACAAACUGUGUAAGGAGAUAGAGAAAGACCUCCGGCUUUCUGUGCACACACAUCUCAAGCUGGAUGACCGUAACCCUUUCAAAGUAGGCAUGAAAGACCUGGCUCACUUCUUUUCCCUCAAGCCUAUCCGCUUCUUCAAUCGCUUCAUAGACAUCAAAGCCUACAUCACGCAUUACCUGGACAAAACAUUUUACAACUUGACAACAGUGGCACUCCAUGACUGGGCCACAUACAGUGAGAUGAGGAACCUGGCCACGCAGCGCUACGGCCUGCUUAUGACCGAGGCUCAUCUCCCCAGCCAGACUCUGGAACAGGGGCUGGAUGUAUUGGAGAUUAUGAGGAACAUACAUGUUUUUGUCUCCCGUUAUCUCUACAAUCUGAACAACCAGAUCUUCAUUGAGAAGACCAGCAACAACAAGCACUUGAACACUAUCAAUAUUCGGCACAUUGCUAACUCCAUACGCACCCAUGGGACUGGCAUCAUGAAUACGACAGUAAACUUUACUUAUCAGUUCCUCCGUAAGAAGUUCUACAUUUUCAGUCAGUUCAUGUACGACGAGCACAUCAAGUCCAGGCUUAUCAAAGACAUCCGGUUCUUCAGAGAAACUAAAGACCAGUCAGAUCAAAAGUAUCCCUUUGAGAGGGCAGAAAAGUUCAACCGUGGUAUUAGGAAAUUGGGCAUCACUCCAGAUGGCCAGAGCUACCUGGACCAGUUUAGACAACUCAUCAGCCAGAUUGGUAACGCAAUGGGGUAUGUAAGGAUGAUCCGCUCUGGGGGUCUUCACUGCUGUAGCAGCGCCAUCCGGUUUGUUCCUGAUCUUGAGGAUAUUGUAAACUUUGAGGAGUUGGUGAAGGAGGAGGGUCUCACUGAGGAGACUCAGAAAGCAGCCAGUGUUCUAGACUGUGUACUCAGUGACCUGACCAGUAAUUCAGCUGAGGGAACUGAGUAUUUCAAAAUGCUUGUGGGAGUUUUUUCCCCGGAAUUCCGCAGCGUGAAGAAUAUGCAUUUGAGGAACUUCUACAUGAUUGUUCCUCCUUUGACCGUAAACUUUGUAGAACACUCCAUCAGCUGCAAGGAGAAGCUGAACAAAAAGAACAAAAGUGGUGCAGCAUUUACAGAUGAUGGCUUUGCCAUGGGUGUUGCCUACAUCUUGAAGCUGCUGGACCAAUAUCAGGAGUUUGACUCAUUGCAUUGGUUCCAGGCAGUUCGCGAGAAAUAUGUGAAGGAGAUGAAUGCAGUGGUGAAAGAACAGAACAUUCAAGCCACCAACCAAGAUGAGAAACUCAUGCAGACCAUGAACUUGACUCAGAAGAGGCUAGACAUCUACCUGCAGGAGUUCGAGCUACUUUACUUCUCUCUAAGCAGUGCACGGAUAUUCUUCAGGGCCGAUAAGACUGCAGCAGAGGAAACUCAGGAAAAGAAGGACAGGGAGGAUGUUGCUAAAGCUGAUUCUGCCCCGUCAGAGGCUGCUGCCACCUCUGAGCUGGGUGCCAAGUGAAACUAAAACAUCUCCAAUUUCAAGUUUUUGUCAUAUUAAAGAGUGGAAAUAAACCAGCUUAUCCAGAAAGUGUAUAGUGACCAUGCAUUGGGAACAUACAGUGUGCUCAUUAUUGAAUAUUUUAUAUAUAAUUUCCUUCUAAUGCACUUAAGACUGGAACUGACUGUGAACUGUUUCUAGAAAAACAUGAUCAUGUCUCUUUUAUUUUCUCCAUUGCUGUACAGAUUUUGUCAGAUAAUUGUCAGGUGAUCAAGUUAGGCAGCUGUAAUGAGUUGUUUUGUUUUUUGUUUUUUUAAACUUCACACAUUUUGGAUAAUUUCCCUUUGCUAAUUUGAUUGGAAAUGUCUCUCUGCAUUCUUCAUGGUCAUGUAUAAAGUGGAGGUGCUUAUAUAACAGGUUCUACAUUGAAGUAGGUCUUUUGCCCUACUUCACGUCCGUUCCUAGAUUUACAACAGCGACAGUUUUACAUUGAAUUCUGAGUACAUUCUAAUGUAUUUAACAGAAUAAUGGCUCACUUUUGUAACUAGAUUUGAAUUUUCACAACUUGUAUAACUCAGUUAAUUUGGUACAAUGCGCUAAUGUAAAGUUAUAGCUCUGCAGUUGAUCCUGCUAUGUGUAUGUUCUGUGCAGCGUAACACUCUGCAUCAGGAGAAAUAAGUGGUGUGUUGAGCAGCGUGAAAAGGUGGCUUUGUUUGAAAAUAAAAUAAGCUCCCUGGGCAAGAAAUUGAUCACAUCCACCUACCCACACUUCAUUGUACAAUGAUGGAACACUAGGACUUGUUCACUGGGUGGUAAAAUCCCCAGAACUUUAUUCCAUAGGAAACUUGUGGGAUUAUUUGGAACAUCAGGUGAAACACCAAAAUAGGCACCAUGAUUCCUCACUAGGGUGCAACCCCAGUCAGUGAAAGAGUGGGAUAAAAUUAAUAGGAACUAUCUGAAGAAACUGGUGGGAUCCUCAUGUGACAAGAUUGGCAAAGGGCAGCCUGCCCAAGUAUUAGGAAAGAAAUGACACAAUUUACUUUGUUCAGAGAGCUCAAGUCCAUGGAACUGUAGCAAACUAACAUUGUAUUUUGUACCUGACAUCCAUGCUGCCUAAUCUGUAUAAAAACGUGUGCAACAGAAA